Messenger RNA from Amphibalanus amphitrite, 3440 nucleotides. RefSeq lists its product as uncharacterized. NCBI's taxonomy places the organism in Eukaryota, Metazoa, Arthropoda, Thecostraca, Balanomorpha, Balanidae. The transcript has 11 exons. The record is from RefSeq and is a predicted model, not a curated record. Bases 211 to 3018 code for a protein of 935 amino acids.
CAGCGGAGAUCCCAAAAAGUAAACAAAAGUAAAAGUCUAAUAUCUUGAAAACCGGUGAAUAUUUUUCGAUGAAAUUUGGUAGAUAUUCGUUUUUGCUCUUUCUGAACCGAGCGACAUCACUUUCAUGCCAAUUCAUUAACUUUUUUGAAGGUGGGAGGGUCCCUUUAAAUUAUCUGAAUGGUUGAUGCACAAAAGCAGACGUGAAGCGAGAUGAGUGACGUCAUGGACUCUACGCCGGCCGAGGACGACAGCAACGUCCGGAAGUCGUCUCGUCUCCAAGCCAAGCCGAGACAGAACGUGGCGAAGCUGCUCUCGGAGCCGAUUCCCAAGCCAAAGGUCACACCGGAGGACAGACGGCGGCUGCUCAAACUGCAGGCUAAAGCAGCAAGGUCGGAUAAGGGUGCCGGCGGCGGCCCUCCAUGGACCCGUCCCACGGCUACUCUCCUGGUAGGAUCAGAGGACAAACAGAGAGAGAUCAAGGUGUUCCCCUGCCGGGUAUGUGACUUCCUGGGGCGCACUGCUAACGUCACUAAACUGCACGAACACAAAAACCAUCCUCGGAGGAAGCGCUGCAAGAUCUGCAACAAAUAUUUGCACUCUCCUACUGAGCUGGAGGAACACUGCCUCUCUGAACAUCAGACGUCGGCUCAGGCGAUCAAGUGCGCGUCGUGUGAGUACGUGGCGCGUGACCAGGACGACCUGGCUGCUCACACCGAGUAUGAACACUACACUGGCGCCAAAAGGAACGAGCACUGUCGCGAGAUGGUGAACGGCGUCCAGUGCACGGCCCGCUUCGUGCGGAUCAGUGACCUGAGGAGACAUCUGGCCUCGGAACACGGCCUGGUGGCUGCGCUCGACACCGUUCAGGAGGAAUUCGACACGUGGGACGAGUUUAUGCGCUGGAAGGCCCAGUUCGAGCUGGACACGCGCUCUGUCUAUAAGAUCGGCUACGGCCGCCGGCACGGUCACCGUCGCUACAUGUGCGUCCGCUCGGGCCGCUACAAACCGGUGCCAGACGAGCUGCGCCAGCGCCGGCCGCGCCGGCACCGCACCAUCAAAAUGGGCUUCAACUGUACGGCCACCAUGAUGUGCAAGUUCCCGGAGACUGGUGGCGUGCGCGUGGUGGUGCACCCGUUCCACUACGGACACGCUAUCGGCGACGUGGAGCUGCCGGGACUGAAACCCGAGAACGCGCCCGACAACUGGAUUCGCCCUGACCCCCGCAGGAAGAGAAAGAACAGACCGUUAAAAAUCAGCCAUGUGGAUGUAGUACCUGCCAUGCCUGAGCCCACGGACGGUGAUGAACCGGCCCCGGUUCCCACCGAGACCGACGGCGGAGACGGGAUGCAGAACGGCGACUCGGGGACGGGACUGCCUGUGGCUUCCGUCACUGCUGAGAAGGCUGACUCCGACGCCGUACCACCUGAGGGUUCGGCCGCCGAGGGCGAUCCGUCUGUGGUUGCAGAGUCCGGCGGAGGUGAUGGCCCCAGCACGGAUGUCGUGCCGGGCCCUGGCGGCGACACCGGCGGCCCAGGAGAGGGCGCUGGUGACAACAACGGCGAUGGUCCGAAUAAGACGGACGCGAAGUCAGUGGAAGCCCCGGACCCAGCCCGUUUGGAAACGCUGCGGCGCAGGCCAGGCCAUAAGUCCAAGUGUCCGCCUCUGUCGACGUCCCCGCCGCCAGAGCCGGAACCGGAACCGGAGCCGGAACCGGAACCGGAGCCGGAACCGAAGCCGAAGCCUCGCCGGGGUUUGUUCGGCCGCCCGCUGCCGCCUCCGCCGCGUCCCGGCCACGGCAAACGCUACAAGAAGCUGCUACGUCGAGCCAAGCUGAUGAAGGGUCUUCGUAAGCGGCUGGACAUGCAGCUGACGCGUCUGGCCGAGGCGCGUCUGCAGCAGUUUCCCAAGCUGGCGCCGGCGCCGGGGGGUGGUGUGGACGCGCCUCUAGUCGGCAUGCCGCUGGAAGACGUACCUGAGGUGGAUGACAACCCGCCGCCGCUGGCGGUGCUCCGCGCCGACCCGACCGACGUGGACCAGCUGCCGGACGGCGUGUUCCCAGAGCUCGAGCUACUGACAGCACCCACCGACCUCGAUGAUGCCACCGACACCAUCUUCAGCCUCAAGAUGGAGGUGCUGUCGCUGCGCGCACGGCUGAUGCGCCGGGCCGCCGUCGAGACUGGUCUGCGCGCUGAUGCUUUAGAGGCGGCCGCACGGCACGCGGACAGCGAGCGGGAGUUACGUGAGGAGCUGGAGCGCACUCGCGCCGGGCAGGACAGCGAGCUGCAGCGGCUGCGUGGUGCGCUCCAUUCUGUGUUCACGUCGGCCCAGCUGGCCGCACUGGAGAACCCCGACGAGCCCGUUCCCUGGGGCACACAGGACUACGAGCAGGCCAUGGCGCUACGCUGGCUGUGCAACCAAGAGGCGUUCAACUUUGUGCGCCGCGGACUGAAGGUGCCCCUGCCGACGAUGGCCGACGUGCGUGCGGUGGUGGCCACUGGCCGGCCGCGCCCCGUGGCUGACACAUUUUUCGAGCUGGUGCGCACCAAGGCGCUGGAGGGGGACAUCGUCGAGGAUGCCGGGGACGUGGAGGCGGAGCCCGGCUCGGAGCUGCGUCUGGUUCUGGAGGGUCCCGAGGAGCAGACGGUGGAGGUGGUCGACAGCGCUGCGGGCGAGGGCGAGGAGGCGCCCGUCGAGAGGCCGCCUAAGCCUCCUCGGGUCAUCGCCGAACGGAAGCCGACCACAGUGCGCGCGGUCCGGCUCCGCCCUGUCGGCAGCGACGGGCAAGCCACAGUGUCGACGGUUUCUGUGCGUCAGUUUCACGGUAACGCCGACGACUCGGAGCCGACGGACAUAAUGAUCCAGUUAAUUGAGGAAGACUCUGGGGAGCCGGCGACCGUCGAGCGGGUGGAUGGAGAGGUCGCCGGGUUUAUUGGACCGCACAGUUCGGGCAGUGGAGGGGACAGCGCCAUUGGGGAGUCGCCUUCAGGCGAACCGUCCACCAAACGGGCACGCUACUGAUUCUGAGCGGGAUCGGAAACUGGCUCAUAUUUGUCAUCAAGAUAUAUAAACAUCUAGAAUCGCUUCAUCCAUUGCCUGGACAGUCACAUUUCAUCCAUGAGUUGUACAUAGAUGCAAGGUAGGUAUGUCAUCAGAAUUCAUUCUACAGUCGGCAUUGUUUAUAGGGACAUGUACAAAUAAGUGCCGUGACAUUGUUGUUUAUGAGCGCCUGCGUGUUAAGUGAUUUCUUUCUUGUUUUUUUUCCCGAGCUACCGGGCUUACUGCUUUUGUGCUUUUUUAUAAUAAAAGUCAGCACCCGAGAUAUAAUGUAUGGCAUCAUCGUGCUGGACACAGCCCAUUGUGUUGUGUAGGAAGCAUUGUUCGGUGGGUAGCUAACGAACUCUGUGGCCGUGGUUUGGCAACAAUAUUACCGCUUUAAGCUC